UUGCUGUAGAAACGGCGUCCAUGGCGGUGCCUAGACAAGCGUCCAGCCGCAGCGUGCUGCGUGAGGAGGCGGGAGGCGCUGCGGACUCGCCGGCCACUACACGGAUGCCCGGGCUCGCAGGGUCGCCUGGGUCCCCCGAAGUUCUCGCGUUACCCGCGCAGGUCGCCGAGCCUCCGGAGAAGAACCUGUGGGAGCAGAUCUGCGAGGAGUAUGAAGCCGAGCAGCCUACCUUUCCGGAAGGAUAUAAAGUGAAGCAGGAAGCUGCCGUCACGGUGAGCUCCGUCACACCCUUGGAGGAACUGGUUCCUCAUGGCUUCAACAUGGAGCACUAUCUCCCAGUGCAGCAGUUCCCAGUGACGCCUCCUGUGCCCUGUCCUCCCAAGAAGGCAGAAACAGUCGAGCCCAAGGCCUGUUCUCCCAGAGAUUAUCUGGAAAUGUUUAUCUUUCCAGUUCUGCUCCCCGGAAUGGCCAACUUGCUUCACCAAGCAAAGAGAGAAAAAUGUUUUGAGAGGAAGAGAACCAAAUUCAUUGCCUGCGAUUUCCUGACUGAGUGGCUGUACAACCAGAAUCCAAAGAGGGCAGGGGAGCCAUUCACAGAAUUCUUCUCCAUUCCAUUUGUGGAGGAAUGGCUCGCGGACCACCCGAGGCCUCCAAUCCCUCUCUCCCUGCUACUGACAGAAGAAGAAGCAGCAGUCAUGAUCCAGGCCUUCUGGAGAGCCUAUCUGGUUCGCUGUGACCCUGAGAUUCAGGAGCUGCGGCAGUGGCAGAAGAAGCUGCGUGAGGACAAGCACAUCCGCCAGCGUGUGAAAAUGUUCUGGGCCAAACAAGAGCAGAAAAUGAAAUGUAAAAUGGAGGACGAGGAAGAAGAGCCUGCUGCCUCAGUACCAAAUCCUUAGCCGGUGUCAGCCACUCCGUGUGGAAGGAUGGUGCAUCCAAACUGCACUUUCCCUGUGACGGCGUCUUUAGCAAGCCGUAGUGUGGUGGAUACACAACCCUUUGCACACGAGGUAGGAUUUGUUGCAGACAAGCUGAAGAAGUUUAGUUUCCUGCCUUGCCCGGAAUGCUACGCUUUCACGUGACCAUCUUCCCCGAAGUUGUUGACAUGCCUAGUGACCGUGACCUCUGACACCCGUUUCCCCACUUUUGCCAGGAUCUGUAUUUUAACUUACCUCAGAGCCCUCUUAGUUUUGUCUUGGUUUGGGGGUGUUGGGAUAACAGAUGGGGCAAGGCUGUAGCCCUACUGAGCUGUUUCCAGAGGCCGUUGUCAGGAAGGAUUCCCAGUGUUACAGCCCCAGAGUAUAACAGCAGCGCCCUGUUAGCUUAAUGGUCCACAUUGGUUCUGUGGCUGCGGCUCACCAGGAUUCUCCCAUUCAAAAGGCCCAGACAUGGCUGACAGCCUCCUCCGUAGGUCUGACUGACAAGCUACCACGCGUCUUAGGUAAAUAGUAAAGCCUUUAUUUUCUUGUUAAGAACAGCAUUUUGAAAAUAAAACCUAUCUGCCCAUGCUUAACAA
Messenger RNA from Rattus rattus (black rat), 1513 nucleotides. RefSeq names its product IQ motif containing K (gene Iqck). Bases 21 to 896 code for a protein of 291 amino acids. Gene Ontology annotation, molecular function: protein binding. The record is from RefSeq and is a predicted model, not a curated record. Lineage: Eukaryota; Metazoa; Chordata; Mammalia; Rodentia; Muridae. The transcript has 9 exons.